UUGUUCAAUCAAUUAUGGCAAUAGCUGUAAAAUUCUCUCUAUUUCCUCUCAAAUUUUCUUGCGUUUUCCUGCUAACCAAACAGUGAAAAAAAUGAACGAGGGUUUUGAUUUGCUGGAACAUUUCGAGCUCAUUUUAGAUUCUGAUCCUCUCAUUGAUGAAUUAGGGUUUAUUCAUCAAUCUCAAUUCGAUUUACUUAGCAAAGAAGCAGAGAGUAGUGAAUUUGAAUCAAAUGACGAAUCCUUGAGCCGUUUAAAUUUUUGGAACAAAGAUCAUAAAUUGGGGAUUGCAGUGCAUGUAAUUCUUCCACUUUAUAAAGCUGCCAAAGAGGCAUUUAUGAAUGCAGUUAAACAAUCUAAAGCAGUUGAAAAUUCAUCUCUUGAAGACGGAUUUUUAUCUCAUGAAAGUGAGGUUAUGAAGCAUAGCAAGGCUGUUUUAUUGUUGAGCUGUGAUUUUCUCACUGCAUGGAAUUCCAGGAAGUUAAUUUUAUCCAAGAAGCAGCAUAUCCCGAUGUUUAUUGAAGAACUUCUCUUGUCGGCUCUUGUUCUUUCUUUUUCACCAAAAAGUGAACAAGCUUGGUGCCAUAGGCGAUGGGUGAUCAAGAUGAUUGCUGGAAAAUGCUCAACAAUGCAGGAGAUUUUAGGAAAAGAAUCUGAACUUGUGGAAAAAAUAGCCGAGAGAUCAAAAAUGAACUAUCGAGCAUGGAAUCAUCGAUGCUGGCUGGUGUCUUACAUGACUAAAGAACAGGUGCUACUUGAAUUGAAGAAAUCUGGGCAUUGGGCUAGGUUGCAUGUUGCUGACAGUUCUUGCUUUCAUUAUCGCACAAGACUAAUGCUUUGGAUUCUAGAGGAAUCGUGUCACAAACAGGAAGAUGAGUCUUCCGAUCAUGAUGCUGAAAUUUAUCAUAUCUGGCAGGAAGAGCUUCAAUGGAACAAAGAAUUAAUAAAACAUUAUGUAGGAAGAGAGGCUCUGUGGCUCUACCGCCGGUUCCUUUCCCUGUGCUGGAUACGGCAUUUUGCAACUGAUCUUAGUAAUUCAAGCCGCACAUCUAAGUGCAAGACUUGCAUAGUUACUGACAUCAGUUUAUUUAUGAACAAUGAGUUAUGUCUCGUACAUUCGUGCUCAUCUAUACCUGACGACAGCUACGAAGAUUCUGAAGCACAAGCAGUACAUUCUUCUACUUACAUUUUAUGGUUAGCAAAGCAAAUCCCGGAGUCGCAAGGGAUUGAACUCAAAAAGAAGCUAAACGCUGGAAAUUGGAAGGCCGUGCUUAAUGGGGCGUGUCCUGGAAGAUCCUCACUAUGGGAUAAUUUAGCCACAGACCUUGAACCAUCGACCAAGUAAUGAGAAUAGAUGUGAAUGAUAAAAUUAGAUAUUGUUGUAUGAUUCGGGUAAUAUUAAAGGGCCGUCCCUGCUCUAGCUUGAUAAUGUACUUUCAUUUAUCAGAUUAAUGUUUCUGUACAAUAAUGUUUUGUGUAUAACGAUUUUGGCAGUGAAUCUUCAAGUUAUUAA
Molecule: messenger RNA, 1510 nt
Organism: Mercurialis annua (annual mercury)
Lineage: Eukaryota; Viridiplantae; Streptophyta; Magnoliopsida; Malpighiales; Euphorbiaceae
Exons: 10
Coding region: 92-1342 (416 amino acids)
Biological process (GO): protein geranylgeranylation; protein farnesylation
Cellular component (GO): CAAX-protein geranylgeranyltransferase complex; cytoplasm; protein farnesyltransferase complex
Molecular function (GO): CAAX-protein geranylgeranyltransferase activity; protein farnesyltransferase activity
Source: RefSeq, a predicted model, not a curated record